This is a messenger RNA of Maylandia zebra (zebra mbuna), 5832 nucleotides long. It is a transcript of the gene slc12a7b, whose product is annotated as solute carrier family 12 member 7b. Gene Ontology annotation, molecular function: potassium:chloride symporter activity. Gene Ontology annotation, cellular component: plasma membrane. The record is from RefSeq and is a predicted model, not a curated record. Lineage: Eukaryota; Metazoa; Chordata; Actinopteri; Cichliformes; Cichlidae. Gene Ontology annotation, biological process: cell volume homeostasis; chloride transmembrane transport; potassium ion homeostasis.
UGGGUGGACAGCAGAAUCCUAGCGAUAGGAACAAAAACUCAGAAGCAAGACACAGCGUCCUGCCCAUGAGGGUAAAGUACACCGGGGAAGUUGGUCUGAACAACAGAAAGCAAACAACGGAGAACAGUAGGAAGAAAGAGAAGAAGAGUGACAGUUGCUGGACAGAGAAAGGAAAAGAUUCAGCAGAACAGAGGGGGCGGAGGAGGGCUGCGGGAGAUAAGAGUGUGACAAACAGGAGACACUGAGAGGAAGCACAGGGUAUAAAAAUGCCCACCAACUUCACCGUGGUGCCGGUGAAGGACGGCACCAGAAAGGCAGAAGAGGGGAACGACCAAAAUGAUGUGCUGAAAGAGGAGGAGGAGGAGGACGUCGCCACAGGUGAUGGAGUCCCAAAGGAAAACAGUCCUUUUAUCAACAACACAGACGACAAAGGCAACAGCUACGAUGGCACCAACAUGGCACUUUUUGAGGAGGAAAUGGACAGCAACCCCAUGGUGUCAUCCUUCCUCAGUAAACUCGCAAACUACACCAAUCUCUCACAGGGUGCACAAGAGCACGAGGAGGCUGAUGACGAUGAGGGGCCAAAGAAGAAGGCUGUUAAGAGCCCUCAGAUGGGGACGUUCAUGGGUGUCUACCUCCCAUGCCUCCAGAAUAUUCUGGGGGUCAUCCUGUUUCUGCGCCUUACCUGGAUUGUUGGCACUGCCGGCAUCUUGGAGUCCUUGGCUAUUGUCGGCUUAUGCUGCUCAUGUACCAUGCUGACAGCCAUAUCCAUGAGCGCAAUUGCUACUAAUGGUGUUGUUCCAGCUGGAGGCUCGUACUACAUGAUUUCCAGGUCUUUGGGUCCAGAGUUUGGUGGAGCUGUGGGUCUCUGUUUUUACCUGGGGACCACAUUUGCUGGCUCCAUGUACAUCCUGGGUACCAUUGAGAUUCUACUGACCUACAUGGUGCCUAAAGCAGCCAUCUUUGUGGCAGAUAAAAAGGAGGAUGAAUUGGAUGCCCUGCUGAACAACAUGCGUGUUUAUGGCACUUGUUGCCUAGCAAUAAUGUCAGUAGUCGUGUUCGUUGGGGUCAAAUAUGUCAACAAGCUGGCACUGGUCUUCCUGGCUUGUGUUAUUCUCUCCAUCCUGGCCAUCUAUGCGGGAGUCAUCAAGACCAUCUUUGAUCCGCCAUACUUUCCUGUCUGCAUGUUGGGGAAUCGUACCCUAAAGAACCACCAGUUUGACAAGUGUAAUAAGAUUGAGGUUAUAGACAACAUAACGGUCACUACCCAGCUGUGGAACCUCUUCUGCGAUGGAUCUCAGCUCAAUGCCACAUGCAACGAGUAUUUUGUCAACAACAAUGUGACCGAGUUGCAGGGCAUCCCUGGACUGAUCAGCGGAGUCAUUUCAGAAAAUAUGUGGUCGACAUACGGCCCUCUGGGUAUGUUGGUGGAAAAGAGCAACUUGCCAUCGGUUGAGGGUGGCGACCCAACCCAGGACAUCUACAUGCCCUAUGUAGUCAACGACAUCACCACCUUCUUCACACUGCUGGUCGGCAUCUACUUUCCCUCUGUCACCGGUAUCAUGGCUGGUUCAAACCGCUCAGGUGACUUGAGAGAUGCCCAGAAGUCCAUUCCCAUUGGGACCAUCCUCGCUAUCACUACCACUUCCAUCAUCUAUAUCACCUCCGUGGUUCUGUUUGGCGCCUGUAUUGAAGGAGUUUUGCUUCGAGAUAAAUUUGGCGAUUCUGUAAAGGGGAACCUUGUUAUCGGCACCCUGUCAUGGCCCUCUCCCUGGGUUAUUGUGAUUGGCUCGUUCUUCUCCUGCUGUGGGGCUGGUUUGCAGAGUUUGACCGGUGCCCCUCGCCUGCUGCAGGCUAUUGCACGAGAUGGCAUUGUACCCUUUCUACAGGUGUUUGGUCACGGGAAAGCCAAUGGGGAACCAACCUGGGCUCUCCUGCUGACUGCUGGGAUCUGUGAGAUCGGCAUCCUCAUCGCUUCCCUGGACGCUGUGGCGCCCAUCCUGUCAAUGUUUUUCCUCAUGUGCUACCUUUUUGUGAAUCUUGCCUGUGCUGUUCAGACCCUGCUGCGAACGCCUAACUGGAGACCACGCUUUAAGUACUACCACUGGGCUUUGUCCUUCCUUGGAAUGAGCUUAUGUCUUGCUAUUAUGUUCAUCUCCUCCUGGUAUUACGCUAUUGUUGCUAUGGUCAUCGCUGGCUGCAUCUACAAAUACAUUGAAUACCGAGGAGCAGAGAAGGAAUGGGGUGACGGUAUCAGAGGCCUCUCUCUUAAUGCUGCCCGCUAUGCCCUCAAUCGACUUGAGGAUGCUCCACCUCACACCAAGAACUGGAGGCCUCAGCUUUUGGUGCUUCUGAACGUGGACUCAGAUCAAGCAGUCAAACACCCUCGCCUGGUCUCCUUCACCACCCAGCUGAAGGCAGGGAAAGGCCUGACAAUAGUGGGGAAUGUUUUGCAGGGAACCUACCUCACUAAGGAGUCGGAGUCUAAGAAGGCUGAGCAGAACAUUAAGGCUGCAAUGUCUGCAGAGCGUACCAAAGGAUUCUGUCAUGUUGUAGUGUCUUCCAACCUUAGAGAUGGUGUCUCACACCUCAUCCAGUCUGCAGGCUUGGGAGGCAUGAAGCACAACACAGUCCUGAUGGCCUGGCCUGGAGCCUGGAAACAGUCCAAUGACCCACAGUCAUGGAGGAAUUUCAUAGAGACAAUCCGGGAAACCACAGCAGCCCAUCAGGCCUUACUUGUGGCUAAGAAUGUGGACAGUUUCCCCACCAACCAGGACCGCCUAGGAGAGGGCACUAUUGAUGUGUGGUGGGUGGUUCACGAUGGGGGCUUGCUGAUGCUGCUGCCCUUCCUGCUUCGACAGCACAAGGUGUGGAGGAAGUGUAAGAUGCGCAUCUUUACUGUAGCUCAGAUGGACGACAACAGCAUCCAAAUGAAGAAAGAUCUCCAGAUGUUCCUUUAUCACCUGCGACUGGAUGCAGAGGUGGAAGUUGUAGAGAUGCAUGACAAUGACAUCUCAGCCUUCACCUAUGAAAAGACUCUUGUGAUGGAGCAGAGGUCGCAGAUGCUGAAACAGAUGCACCUUUCCAGGACUGAGAGGGAGAGAGAGAUUCAGAGUAUCACUGACGAAUCGCGUAGCUCAAUCCGGAGGAAGAACCAGGGCCCUGCCGAGAACGCGAGCCUCAGCCGGCAGUCCUCAACGACGGAGGAUGCUCAGGAGGAUGAGGCCCAGCUCAUCCACGACAGAAACACGGCAUCUCACGCCACAAUAAACGAUAAGGUUGAUGCUGAACCCGAGCAGGUUCACAUGACCUGGACCAAGGACAAGCUCCUCACAGAGCGUAACCGUAACCGCGAGUGCAAUGCCAACGUUGCUGUACGUGACCUGUUUAACAUGAAGCCAGAGUGGGAGAGUCUGAACCAGACGAAUGUCCGUCGCAUGCACACUGCUGUCAAGCUGAAUGAGGUGGUGGUCAACAAGUCACAGGGAGCUCAUCUGGUUCUGCUUAACAUGCCUGGACCACCGAGAAACAGAGGCGGAGAUGAAAACUACAUGGAGUUCCUGGAGGUUCUCCUCGAGGGUCUGAAUCGGGUCCUCCUGGUUCGAGGUGGUGGCCGUGAAGUCAUCACCAUCUACUCCUAAAAAUCCCCCCAAAACUUUCAUGGCCUACCCUGCACCCAACACUGGCACAUCGCCAUGGAAACCGCGCAGUGAGGAAGAAGCCUAAUUUUGGUUUUUAAUGAAGGGCAGGGGUUGUUGGCAGGCGGGACCACCUUAUGACUGACAGUUGACCUAAAAUACGUCAGGAUGAAGGAAAUCGUUGGCGCCGAAUAAGCCGAGCACAGCGUGCGUCCAGCUGGACCAGAGAACCCUUGCGCACAGAAGAUAGAGCAUAGAGACACUUUAUAUCUUUCAUUUACAUCUGACAACCUUGUUGUGUUCUGUUACAUUUUCACACUCUGUCCUCUUUGUGUCGAUGUUGGUAAAUGGUAAAUGGCCUGUAUUUAUAUAGCGCUUUACUAGUCCCUAAGGACCCCAAAGCGCUUUACAUAUCCAGUCAUCCACCCAUUCAAGCACACAUUCACACACUGUGACAAGUUUAUGGCACUCACUGUGUAAAGACGAGCGGAGAAGAAGUGAAUGUGUUGAUAUGAGCUUUAUAGUCUUUGUUUUGUUUUGCUGGACCUGAGAAAAACAUGCACUUAAUGGAUUUAAGUUAAGAUGCACAAAGUGCAAAAAUGACCCUUUUGCUGUUUUCAAAGCUCCAUGUGGGGUGAUGUUUUCAUUGAAAUGUUGUCAGUCUGUUGAGAAGCUGCUGAAAUGUUCUGUUUUAGACUGGAGAGCUUUGAUGUUGUUGAAGGGUGGAGUCAUGUCUGCAGCUGAAUGAGUUGAUGGAAGGACCAGUUGGGAGGAUGCUGAACAAGCAUCUUAUCCCAGUUUAGUGAGUGGAAGCCUUUCAGAUCUCGGGUUCUGCAUUUUUGAUUUCCCACCCUCAAACUGUAGCUUUUAUCUUAAUAGGGAAAAAGCCAUAGCUAGAAGCAUGAAUGGUGUCUAGAGAAACAACUGGUUGGGAACAAGAAAUAUAUUCUUUUUUUAAGAGCUGUAUGACGAUAGCUUAGUAAAUAAUUCGAUUGGUUUGUAGGUUUUUGCACAGUUAAUCUAUAUUUUAGCCUCUCAAUUGUUUGAUUUUAGCAAUGUAUACAUUUAAGAUGUAAAAGCACAAAUUGACACAUUUAAAUUAGUGUAAUUGUACCCCCGUACUGACAGUUCCAGCACUGCUGACUUUGCACUACCAGUUUUCAGUCUUCAUUCAUUGUGUACUUUCCAUUUGGUAGCUCUAAUAUGUUCCUAACAGGAGAUACAAGGAUGCAGACUGCUUCAUACUGUUUAAUACCCAUGUUUCAAUGUUGGUCGUAGAACAUUUUACCGAUUUAAAAUUUUAACGGCUUUGAGUUUCAGAUUGAGUAGAUUUGGGGGGGGGGGCCUGUAAAAAGUGCCAAAAUGACUUUAAAAGAAACUGUGGAAGUAUUUUGACUGCAGCUGACACAUGGCCUACUGUAGCUGAUGUUUCUGGCCAUCUUUAAUCUUUAGAAACAAGCAUGAAGGUUUGUUUUUUUUAUAAUGCAGGUCCCUCAUUUCUGCCAGGAAUAAAGAAAUUAAUAUGAUGAAACUAAUGGUGCGCUAUCAAGGGCAUUUCAAGAGGAAGAAGGAAAAAAGGAUCCCGCUCCUUCCUCAUGUGUACCUCCACAGUUUCUUUUCAAAAUUAGCCGCCGCAGUAUUCUGUAAAGCAGAAAGUUCCCUUUUCCUCACACUGCCCUGCAGAGAAAAACUGGAACUUUUGAUUGUUGCUUAUGCUACCUGUGUGUUUUUGUUGUGUUCUGUUCAGUUGUUAAUGCCUGUGUUACUCUAUAAAUACAGUCAAAUAUGGUCUUUGUGGUUUUUGUUACAUUAUCGCUGAUCUUCUGUUGCUUUUAACUGUUAAUUCGAGACGAGUUUUAUGACACGAGGCAGAGGGGAGGAAGUUAUUUGUUUUAGUUUUUUUUUUCUUAUUGUUUGCAUUUUGUUUUAACCCACCAGAAACACUUUAUGCUCAUCACACAGGGCAGUGUGUGUGGUGGCACCCUGGACGGAAAGCGUUAAGAAGAAGGGGUGAAGCCACGGGGGUGACAGGAGCAAAUGACUUCUGCUGCAUGCUACAUGAAGUAAUGUCACUGUUUCACUUUAGUUUUCAGUUUUAGGAACCAAGGAUGAAUGACAAGACGAGUGAGCGCCAACUGUAAAGUUUUAGGAAGUCUGACUGGCUGAAAAUUGUAAAAAUAAAUUAUUGAAGACA